ACUCUAAGACAGAUUUGAUUCGAUUGACAAUUGGUUAUUUUGUGAUGUGUGUCUGUUUCUGUUGUGUUUUAUUUUUUAAUGCAAAUUUUAUCAGAAAUUUUAUUUUACACAAAAAAUUGUUACUGUGAAUACAUUAUUUCUAACUUAUAAUAAUUUAAGUGUUAAGUUACCAAGUGAAUCCUAGUUUAAGUGGUAAUUUGUUGUGCAGUGAGUUUUAUAUAACAAACCGGCUUAAACAUGAGGAUUUAUUUGUUGAAAACCCUUUCAAAUGUUGUUGGAAGAAGGUGCUAUUCUGCUGCUAAUUACAAGAAGGUCACCCACUGUAUAUUUGAUAUGGACGGGCUACUGCUUGAUACGGAACAAGUGUACAAGAAGAUGAUCACACAGAUAUGUGCCAAAUAUGGUCAUGAAUAUACUACAGAGCUGAUGAUGAAGGUCCUUGGAGGCACUGAGCAGAGGCUGUCCGAGAUUCUGUGCAAAGAUCUGCAGCUGCCGAUAACUCCUAAGGAGUUUAGGGAUCAACUUUUGGAUUUGGGUGACACUAUGUUAGCGGGAACACCACUGCUGGACGGUGCGGAAAGAUUAAUACGUCAUCUGCACAAAACUAAAGUCCCGUUCGCACUAGCGACGUCAUCAAGCGAACGCUCGGUGAAGACCAAGGUGCGCGCGCACGCGGAGCUGUUCUCAUACUUCCACCACAAGGUGAUGGGGAGUUCCGACGACGCUGUCAAGUUCGGGAAGCCCCAUCCGGACGUAUUCCUGGUGGCCGCCUCCAGGUUUCCUGACAAACCUGACCCUUCAAAGUGUUUAGUAUUUGAAGACUCGCCGCACGGCGUAACGGCAGGCAACGCCGCGGGCAUGCAAACAGUCAUGGUGCCCGACACCCACCUCGACAAGCGGCUGACAACCCACGCGACCAUAGUGUUGCCAACAUUAGCCAAAUUCCAACCGGAACUGUUCGGGUUGCCAGCUUUCCAGUGAUAAUAGUAGCGUAGUUAGUUGGUAAGCCUAUUGUGUUUUAAUUUUCAAGCGAGCAGAUACGUAUUUUUUAUUUUUCGUUCGAUCUACAUCUGUUUUUUAGCUCAUUAUUUAUUUUGUUACAUACUUUCAAUAAUAAAAUUACAAAAAAUACAUUAAUUAUAACAAAGUUAUUAAAGGCAAUAGGCGUUCUAUUUAAUUGUCCGCAGUUUGUUGUAUAAAUAUGCUAGUCUGAAUGUAAACUGUUGUCUAUAUUUAUAUAUUGGGGAAAAAAUUGUAAUACUCGGAAUUAGAGCAAUUUCCAAGUGAAUCAGAACGUUAUAUUGUGUUUCCGAACCUGUUUUAUUUGGAUAACAUGUAUACUAUUUUGAUAUACUUUAUAUUUAUUUCAUAUCUUACCCUCAGUUGCACUAGUCUACUUUGUCGUAAACUCACGCCGAUUAGAUAAAACUUUGUGUUGUGUGCAAGUUAAAGUCAACGUCAAAAAUUACUGGUGCAACUGAAUCUUUAGUUAACAUUGUAACGUCCGAAACUACUGUGUACUAUCGAAUAUGUGAACGAGAAUCAACGUACAGUUAACAGCACAUCAUGUUGAAAUGAUGAAACUGCAUGAAACUCUAUGGCGCGGUAAUAGCGAUGAAUUUAGGUAGUAGGUUCAUGUGCUGUUGACUGUAUAAUGCGUAGUUUAUAUUAAGGGCGGAACUUGUAAUGGUUAGAAGGAACGAUGGAAGGUGAAGUAAAGCUGUGACCGAGUGGUACCCGAGUAAUGGAAAACGGAGCGUAGGACAUCCGACACCUAGAUGGGUCGAUAAUGUAAAAGAAAUUGCUGACAACAACUGGAUAAUGAUGGCCCAGGACGGAGAUGGUUGGCGCAGACGGAAGGAGGCCUAUUCCCAGCAGUGGGUCACAUGGGGCUGCAGAUGAGGAAUGUCGCACGCAAGAAAAAUAUCGCACAUUGAUUUCGCGAUGUUCGGCGAAGUUUUGACUGAUAGUGUGUUUAUAUGUAGGUAUGUGUGGCAUAAGGUCAUAAUAAUAAAUAAAUAAAUAAAUUAAGACAAAUCACACAGAUUGAGCUAGCCCCAAAGUAAGUUAGAGACUUGUGUUAUGGGAUACUUGCUCAGGGAUACUAUAUUUUAUAACAAAUAAUAAACAUAUAGAUAAACAUCCAAGACUUUGAAGAAAUGAUCUUUUUCUGAUUGGCCUGGAAUCAGAAAAAGAUCAUUUUCCAUCAUGACCCGACCGGGGUUCGAACCCGGGACCUCUCGGUUCAGAGGCAAGCGCUUUACCACUGCGUCACCGCGGUCAUUAAUAAUUUAAAAAAAUAAUAUUACAGGUAAAAGAAAUAAAAACCAAAAUAACGUAAGUAGCCAAAUGAUGUCCCAGAAAUUCCUUUUUUGGGCUUCAAAAAUUAAAAACGCCAAUUAAGUACAUACAUAAUAAUUUUAGUUUUUCAUUCCAUCGCACCGUUAGUUAUCGUAUACCGUCCAAACAGACGGUAGUUCUCAGAGCGUUUCGACGGCUGCGGCCGCGCCUUAUCAAAUUUUAACAAAGACAAUUUAUUUUACUGACUUUAAAUGAUUGAGUGGUAAUAUAAAUUUUAUGAAUGAUUGAUUUUGGAAAUGAUUCCUUCCUCAAGAAACUUGACCGACGUAAUGACAAUGCGGCCGGAGCGGUCGAAACGCUCUAAGUACCACCCAGACGCGUAGUAUACGCGCUACAAUUCAUUGGGUCUGCACCGGCCUUUAAAACGACAGAAUAAAUCGUUCUCCAUUGGGUAGGCACGCUGCCCGUUUGCCUACUCAAUAUUUUUAUUGCAUACAAUAAAGUUGACAUGGCCUAAUUCCAUAGAAAAAAAACUGCCAGUAGUUUUUUUAGAAGUUUACUAAUUGUUAUUGUUUUACAGUGUUGUAGUAGAUUUAAAUAAAUUAUUACUUCUUAA
Molecule: messenger RNA, 2917 nt
Organism: Plodia interpunctella (Indianmeal moth)
Lineage: Eukaryota; Metazoa; Arthropoda; Insecta; Lepidoptera; Pyralidae
Gene: Gs1l
Product: GS1-like
Exons: 4
Coding region: 238-981 (247 amino acids)
Molecular function (GO): phosphatase activity
Source: RefSeq, a predicted model, not a curated record